AUGCCAGUCAAGACCGUCACUUUUGGAGCAGAUGCUGGCAACAGUUUUCUUCGAGCAGCCCGUUCUGGCAACCUGGACAAGGCUUUGGACCAUAUAAAAAAUGGCAUUGAUAUUAAUACAGCCAAUCAGAAUGGGCUCAAUGGGCUGCAUCUGGCCUCAAAAGAAGGCCACGUUAAAAUGGUGCUGGAGCUACUUCACAAUGGGAUUGUACUUGAGACCACUACAAAGAAAGGAAACACAGCCCUGCACAUUGCAGCCCUGGCAGGGCAGGAGCAGGUGGUCACAGAGCUGGUUAACUACGGGGCCAAUGUCAACGCUCAGUCCCAGAAGGGUUUCACUCCACUCUACAUGGCUGCACAAGAAAACCAUCUAGAGGUUGUGAAGUUUCUUUUGGAGAACGGAGCCAAUCAGAGCAUUCCAACUGAGGAUGGAUUUACCCCACUUGCAGUGGCUCUUCAGCAGGGACAUGAGAAUGUCGUAGCCCUGCUCAUUAAUUAUGGCACCAAGGGAAAGGUCCGACUCCCUGCACUGCACAUUGCAGCACGAAAUGAUGAUACUCGCACAGCAGCCGUGCUUUUGCAGAAUGACCCUAAUCCUGAUGUACUGAGCAAGACUGGAUUUACACCCCUCCACAUUGCUGCACACUACGAAAACUUGAACGUGGCUCAACUGCUACUCAAUCGUGGAGCAAAUGUCAACUUCACGCCAAAGAACGGCAUCACUCCUCUUCACAUUGCUUCAAGACGGGGGAAUGUUUUCAUGGUCCGACUCCUCCUGGACAGAGGGGCACAGAUCGACGCUAAAACAAAAGAUGAGUUGACCCCGCUGCACUGCGCAGCCAGAAACGGACACGUUAGGAUUAUAGAGAUCCUGCUGGAUAACGGAGCCCCUAUCCAGGCAAAAACAAAGAAUGGCCUGUCUCCAAUCCACAUGGCAGCGCAGGGGGACCACAUGGACUGCGUCAAGCAGCUUCUGCAGUUCAAUGCAGAAAUUGACGACAUCACACUGGACCACCUAACCCCUCUGCAUGUGGCAGCACACUGUGGGCACCACCGCAUGGCCAAAGUACUGUUGGACAAAGGGGCCAAACCCAACUCUAGGGCUCUGUCCGGUCUGACCCCCCUGCACGUGGCCUCAUUCAUGGGUCAUCUCAAUAUUGUGAAGAUACUCUUGCAGAAAGGAGCUUCACCCAAUGCUUCCAAUGUGAAAGUGGAGACUCCUCUGCACAUGGCAUCUCGGGCCGGGCACUACGAGGUGGCAGAGUUUCUGUUGCAGAAUGCAGCACCGGUGGAUGCCAAGGCCAAGGAUGACCAAACACCGCUGCAUUGUGCAGCUCGAAUGGGCCACAAGGAGCUUGUGAAGCUUCUGCUAGAACAAAAAGCCAACCCCAACUCCAGCACCACGUCUGGCCACACGCCUCUUCACAUUGCUGCCCGAGAAGGUCAUGUACAGACUGUACGCAUCCUACUCGACAUGGAGGCUCAGCAGACCAAGAUGACCAAGAAGGGUUUCACACCACUCCAUGUGGCCUCAAAGUAUGGCAAGGUGGAUGUUGCAGAGCUGCUGCUUGAAAGAGGAUCCAACCCUAAUGCAGCUGGGAAGAAUGGCCUGACUCCGCUGCACGUUGCUGUGCAUCACAACAACCUGGAUGUAGUUAAUUUACUUGUCAGCAAAGGAGGAUCACCACACAGUGCUGCCAGGAAUGGCUACACUGCCCUCCACAUAGCAUCCAAGCAGAACCAGGUGGAGGUGGCCAACAGCCUGCUGCAGUACGGGGCAUCGGCCAACGCUGAGUCACUGCAGGGAGUCACCCCCCUUCACCUGGCCUCACAGGAGGGCCGGCCCGACAUGGUCUCCCUGCUCAUCUCAAAACAGGCCAACAGUGGAUUAACCCCCCUGCACCUGGUGGCACAGGAGGGACACGUUAGCAUUGCUGACAUCUUGGUGAAACAAGGAGCUUCAGUUUACGCUGCCACACGAAUGGGCUACACGCCUCUCCAUGUAGCAUGUCACUACGGCAACAUCAAGAUGGUGAAGUUCCUCUUGCAGCAGCAGGCCAAUGUUAACAGCAAAACAAGGCUUGGUUACACUCCUCUGCACCAGGCAGCUCAGCAGGGACACACAGACAUUGUGACACUGUUACUGAAACAUGGCGCUCAGCCCAACGAGACCACCACACAUGGCACUUCCGCCCUGGCCAUUGCCAAGAGGUUGGGCUACAUCUCAGUGAUUGAUGUCCUGAAGCUUGUCACUGAGGAGACAGUUUCCAUGACGACCACAGAGAAACAUCGUAUGAGUUUCCCGGAAACGGUGGAUGAAAUUCUAGACGUGUCUGAGGAUGAAGGAGAGGAGCUUUUGGGGACAGAAGGGGCCAGGUACAUGAAGAUGGAUGACAUGAAAGACCAUGAUGACGAUUUCCUCUCUCCCAAGAAAUCACUGGAGUACGAGAGAGGGCUGGGCACAGCAAAUUACUCGCCAGCCAUUCCGAGGAUCCCCCGUGUUUCACCAGAGACUGUCAUCCUGAAAGAGCACGAAAUAGAGCAGCAACACACUCCACUUCCGUUGCCCAAAGAAUAUGAUGAUGACUCAUUGAUUCCCAGCAGCCCAGCAACGGAAACGUCUGACAAUGUCAGCCCGGUUGCCAGUCCCAUACACACAGGGUUCCUGGUCAGUUUUAUGGUGGAUGCUCGGGGCGGUUCAAUGCGAGGCAGCAGGCAUAAUGGUCUGCGUGUCAUCAUACCUCCACGGACGUGUGCGGCACCCACCCGUAUUACCUGCCGCCUGGUGAAGCCGCAGAAGCUGACCAGCCCCCCUCCACUGGUGGAGGGAGAGGGGCUGGCCAGCAGGAUCAUUUCCCUAGGUCCAGCGGGCAUGCAGUUCUUGGGACCGGUGAUUGUGGAGAUCCCUCACUUUGCUGCUCUGGGUCGGGGUGAUCGAGAACUUGUGGUGCUGAGAAGUGAGAAUGGCUCUGUAUGGAAGGAGCAUCGCAAUCGCUAUGGCGAUGAAGUUCUAGAGACAAUCUUGAAUGGGAUGGAUGAGGAGCUGGAAAGUCAAGAGGAACUUGGGAAGAAGCGAAUCCGCCGCAUUAUCUCCACGGACUUCCCCCUGUACUUUGCUGUGGUGUCAAGAGUCCAACAAGAGAGCGACCUUAUUGGUCCAGAGGGAGGUUCGUUGACAAGUAAACUGGUGCCGAUGGUCCAGGCCUCGUUUCCCGAAACGGCAGUUACCAAACGAGUCCGCCUGGGGCUGCAGGCUCAGCCAGUUCCAGAUGAGCUGCUUGCAAAGCUGCUGGGUAACCAAGCGAACUUUAGUCCUGUUGUCACUGUGGAGCCUCGGAGGCGCAAGUUUCACAGACCCAUUGGCCUGCGCAUACCCCUGCCCCCAUCCUGGAAGGAGAGCCCUCGAGACUCGGGCGAGGGCGACACCACCAGUCUGCGUCUGCUCUGCUCUGUCAUAGGUGGCACAGCACCGGCCCAGUGGGAGGAUAUCACUGGCACUACAAAGCUCGCAUAUUCUAAUGACUGUGCCAGCUUCACGACUAAUGUUUCAGCACGCUUCUGGCUGGCAGACUGUCCCAGGACAGCUGAAGCCGUCUCCUUUGCCAACCUGCUGUACAGAGAGCUGUCGGCUGUACCUUACAUGGCCAAGUUUGUGGUUUUUGCAAAGAUGAAUGAGCUCCGUGAGGGCCGUCUGCGCUGCUACUGCAUGACUGACGACAAGAUGGAUAAAACUCUGGAGCAACACGAGAACUUCACAGAAGUGGCACGCAGCAGAGACAUAGAGGUGAUGGAGGGGAUGCCGCUGCACCUUGAGUGUUCAGGGAAUCUUGUUCCAGUGAGGAAGGCCACACAGCAGCCUCGCUGUUUUAGUUUUCAGGCCUUCAGGGAUAACCGUCUUCCCGUCUCCGUUAAGGUGAGAGACAGCAGUAAAGAGCCAACUGGAUUUUUAUCCUUCCUGCGUAAGACCACUAAGUAUGAGGACAGCCAGCACGUGCUCUGCAACCUCAACAUCACAAUGCCUCCGUGUAUUAAGAUUAUUGGAAGUGAGGACCGGAGAAGAACUCUGACCCCGCUGGCUUUAAGAGAAAGAUACAGUGCCCUGAAUGAGCCUGCUAUGGCAUCGAUGACUGCCAUGGAAAGAACAGAGCUGAAAAUGGCGGUGAUUGCAGAGCAGCUGGGACUGAGUUGGGCUGAAUUGGCACGUGAGCUUCAGCUCAGUGUGGAUGAUAUCAAUAAGAUCCGUGUGGAAAAUCCUAAUUCCCUACUGGAGCAGAGUUCUGCAUUGCUCAACCUAUGGGCCACACGUGAGGGCAAAAGGGCCAAGAUGGAGAGCUUGUACACGGCUCUGAAGAGUAUUGACCGUAUGGACAUCAUCAAUAUGUUGGAGGGCCAGCCUCCUCAGCCGUUGAGACAAGGCUCCCAUGAACUGAGCAGACGCAGACACAAUGAGAGAGAUCACCUAUCCCCUGGUAUGACCAAUGGUUAUGGGUUUACACAGGAAGAGCUGCUCUCACCGGCAUCCAUGCAGUACAGCCUGCCCUCCCCGCUGGGUGCUGAGCCUUACUGGCAGGAAGUUUCAAGUCUGGACUGUGCUCCCAUUGCCACCACAGAAGAAGACACCCUGAUGGAGAUGUCUGACGUACAGGUGUGGCCAUCAGGCCACAGCCCCUCCCUGGUACCCAUGGAGGACUCUUCCCUGGAAUGCAGCAAUGCCGAUGACUCAGAAGGCCUUCUGGGGCUACCGCAUGGAAGUUUGGGUCGACCAGCCAGUCAGGCCAGCGCAGCCAGCGGAGGGGGUGGGAUGCUUAGUGGCUCCAUUGAGCUACCAGAAGAUGAUUCAGAGAUGGGCGUUGACUCACUCAGCACUGCCACACCAGCCUCGCUUGGGGGUACCAUUUCUGGAAUCAAUCUUAAUGGGCUGAACAAUGGUCAGGGGUCAGAGGCAAGUUCAGAGACAUCAGCUGUCACAAAUACAACUGGUGGAGAUGGAGCUGGAGGAGGGGGAGGACGAGAAGGCGGGACGGGCUCAGAGGAAGGACUUUCUCUUGUUGCAGGGCAGCAAAGGGUAUAUGCUCGAUUGAGUGAGUCACCUGGUCUGAGCUGUGUCGCAGAUCGGAAUGGAGACAGGUCAGGUAAUAGUGGAAACGGAGGUGGUGGAGGCUCUUUCCUUUCCUACCUGCAGGAACAGUCAGGCCCAGGGUGGAUCCCUGUCACUGACCCGACUCAGAAUUGGGUUGGCACGCAGUCCAAACCGAGGCAGGCAAUGGAGUCCAUGAUUUCAUCGGUACACAACGCUUUGGGUGAAGACCAAUCCCCAAUGUCCCAGGAGUCCCUGCUUCAACCUGUGAGGGACAUGGGGCACUCCGAGAUCUUACGGGGGCACUUCAGAGGUACCCAACCUUUCGAGAAGGGCUUGGGAUUUCCGCACAGGGUUCCAGAGCUGAGAGCCUGGGAUGACGUACGCCUAAAGGGCCAGGUGAGUGUAUCAUUAGUCCCAUACUAG
Messenger RNA from Menidia menidia (Atlantic silverside), 5502 nucleotides. Lineage: Eukaryota; Metazoa; Chordata; Actinopteri; Atheriniformes; Atherinopsidae. The record is from the annotation of a GenBank genome assembly.